Messenger RNA from Grus americana (Whooping crane), 5583 nucleotides. RefSeq names its product chromosome 4 C4orf33 homolog (gene C4H4orf33). The transcript is spliced from 6 exons. The coding region runs from base 2617 to 3210 and encodes 197 amino acids. Lineage: Eukaryota; Metazoa; Chordata; Aves; Gruiformes; Gruidae. The record is from RefSeq and is a predicted model, not a curated record.
GGGGGUUGAGGUGCGGUGGCGGUAUAAGGAAGCUCUUAUUAAACUUUUUUCAGGAGCUUCUAGGUUAAAGAUAGGUGCUUGUGCGUUCAACUUCUUUUCGGGAAAUGCUGCUGUUGUUCUUACUGGCUGGAGUAGUUGGGGGGUAAGCGAAACUAGGAACAGUUUCAAGCCCUCUGGGAGCUUGUACCUGUGUCUAGUUAAUGAAGUCUUGACUACGGUAAAAGCUAAAGUCUUUUACACAGUUUCCAUAUUUUUCUCUGUUCUCUUGGAACAAUUAAGAAAAAUACCAGUAUAGUUAUUUCCUGUUUGUUUUUGCCCUUGUCGCCAACAAGGGUUGGUUGAUAGGGUUUGGAAGGGAAGACAUAAAUUCCCUCGGUGGGGACAGACGUGAGGUGAUGAGAGCGGCAAGCAGCAAGAACUUUCUCCUUGCUGGUGAGGUCUGAGCGUCAGCUGAGGGCUGUCAGCUCUGUGUAGCUUGAGGCCGUGCAGGGUGAGUGCUUGUAAGUGGCUGAGAAAGUACUCGCGGUAAAACUAUUUCAUUUAGCGUCUGCAUCUCUUUACAGUGUGUUAAUAACUGGCUGAGGUGUAGUGUUAAAAGGUAGUUAAUGGUCUCCUCUUGCUGUUUUAAUUUACUUUUAUACUAUUGCUGUGUGUUGUUGUUUUUAUUAUAAUUGAAAAGCAUGCUAGUAGCCAGCUUACUUAAGUCUAUGCAAUGUAAUAAACUUAAAACUUGCACCAAGGGCCAUUAAUUUGUAAAAUCUAGAUUUGCUGUCCAUUAAAUUGAGCAAGCUUAGUGCUAGGUAGAACUCUAACAAAAGCUAGUAAAUGUUUUUCAAUUCUCCUUAUUACUUUAUGAUUCUUUUAAAAAUGGCAUGCUCUUUUAUUCAAGAAUAAUAUUGGUUUAUGACAAUGGGCUAAAUCUUCAGUACGUUCACUUCAGUACACUGUAAGCUGUUCCUGCAGCAGGUAAGUUUUUUAACAAAAUGUCCUCUGCUGCUCCUAUAGGCACAAAUAAGAAUGUGAUAAGUCUCUUGUGUCUUGUCUUUGUUUUAGACAUAACAGUAGUGUCUAAAGUAGUUUAGCAGAUUCUAUUAUUUCACUGCUGUUUUUUUUUUAAACUUGCUAUGUUGUGACUCUUUUCCUGAGAUGACCUUUCAAAUCUUGUGCACAGGGAGAGACUUCACGUUGCCUACUUCAGUCAGGAGUUGUAAUAGCUAGUCAUGUAAUUCUCCCUGGAUUUUAAGAUCUUCCCAGGCUACUUUUAUUAGAAGGCUAUAUUAUUUUAAAACAUUAUUGAAAUCUGGCAGUAUUUUCAAAUAAAUGUUUCAGAUAUUUGUCUUGACCAGUGAAUGCAAAUAGUUAAAUAUAUUAGCACAAACUGAAAAUAGAAUAAUAGAAGGAAAUGUUGACUUCUAAGUGUAUAAUGUUAAUUUAAUAGUGUAGUGUAAAAUGAGUUCAUAAUACUUUAUUAAUCUUCUUAGGUGCAUCCAUCUACUAUUAAACUUUACUCUUUUGAGUAAGUGAUCCUGCUUGUGGAAUUCUGUCUUGUUGCUUUUCACAGUAAGUGCGCAUAAGGCACGUGCACUCCAUUUAUAGGAAUUCUGUUCCUUUAAAAAAACACUAGGAAGGGCCUUACCGUCUGUGGACGCUUCAUGCUUAUGCUGCUCAGUGUUUGCAGCUUAGAAAAUUAGAAACACUUGCCUAUGUUUCCUGUGGAUUAAUAUUUUCUAGAUCAGUUUAAGGCUAAAUAGCCCAUUGAAUAUGUUUGAGCAGCUGUUUGUGUUGUGAAACGGACUUAUUUAACAUAUUGCUCUUUUAUUUGGUGGUGUACAUUGUAAUUAUUGCAGAAGAGUUGUCACUAUAUUUGCUUAGAAUACCUUUUCUUACUAGUUCUCUCUCUUUGUUUUAACAUGGGGAUGAUUUAGCUUUGCCUGAGUUACUGCUCAUACUGGACUAUGAGACAGUUUCUGCUGGCUUAAGAAUGGUGUUAGGACACUGUUGGGUAUCUUCCCUCCUCGUGCUUUGCACAGUGACUCUUUUCCUUCAGCUUGUGUCAUCUUGCUUCCAGAAAGUUGCCACUUGAGUUGGAGUGCAUGUUAAUAAUGGUAGAGUCUUUCAUAGUUUCUAGGGCUAUCCCAGGUCUCUUGCAUAAAGCGCAUCUGAUGCUUGUCUAGCAUAUCAUGCAGUUAAAAUGCUGACAUAAGAAUUUAAUUAGUUUUCAGUUUAUUUAAAUACAACCUUGUCAAAAGUGAUAGUCCAAUAUUUGACUUUACUUUUUUAACUGGACUUAAUUUAAGGUGUCUAGUAACUAAAUCUGUUGCUUCAAAUUUUCUCUAAUCUGUCACACUUCUUUGGUCACAUCAUCAUCUCCUUGACCAUGAAUAUAUCUACUUACCAAACAUCAUUCUAGCUAUUUUACGGACUUCAACUCAGAGAGGUCUGGUGCUUUUCAGCACGAACAUCAGUGAAUGGAAACUAGCUAGUGUGACUGUAGUGGGGGGUAUCAGACAUGGUUAAUGAGAGAGGCUGUGGCAUAUAGGGAGUGUGACGCAUGUGGUUACAUUCUGUAUCAUGUACUACACCUGUUGAUAACACCUGCAGCAUGUGUACAAGAAGAUGGAAUUUAUGAUUAAACACACAUGGGAUGGCUUACCUGUGAGCCAUGAGCCAGUAACUAUUGUGCUGAAGUCAGACAAUGAAGGACUGCUAAUGGAAGUUAAUGCUCCCUUCUUUAAUGAUCCUCCAGCACCACUUGGAGAGCCAGGGAAACCUUUUAGUAGACUGUGGGACUAUGAGGUUGUAGAAGCAUUUUUCCUGAAUGACAGAACUGAACAGUAUUUAGAAGUUGAACUCUGUCCCCAUGGACAACACCUAGUGCUGCUGCUUUCUGGCAGAAGAAGAGUAUGGAAAGACAAACUUCCUUUAGAGUUUGAGGUGACCAGAAUGAAAACCAAAUGGGAGGGUAAAGCUCAUCUUCCUUGGAAUUACUUUCCACCGUGCACUAACAAGUUCAAUGCAUUUGCAAUUCAUGGCUCAGGAGAAGAGAGAAAAUAUGAAGCACUUUAUCCUGUGCCUCAACAUGAACUACAGGAAGGACAGAAACCAGAUUUUCAUCGCCUGGAAUUUUUCAAAGAUUUGAACCUGAAAGGACUAAUGGGAGAAGAUUGGAAGCAGCCUGAAUCAGAUAUAUGGAAGUUUCUCACUAAUUAAAUGGAUUGAGGCAUGCAUUUUUAUAGCAUUAAGGUUGGAUGAAGCUGUAUGGAAACAACCUCUUCAUUCUGAGCAGUUUGUAAAUAACAGAUUAGUAAGGCUUUUCUUGACACCAAAAUCAUUGAUAAAUCUUAAAAUCAACUGUAAAGUAUCUGGACCAGUUGAUUCUAAAUGUAUAAAGUGUGCAACAGCUUGUGUUUCAGUUCACCUGGGCAUAGAGUUUUCCAUCUGUGCAAGAGAUGAAUCUGCUCCUACCAGUGAAGGGGAAAAAUGUGCUAAAAUUACAGCUGUGUUUUCAUGAAAGCUCUAAGCCUGACAAGGCCAAUAUCUGGCUUGGAGUCUUUGUUUCCUGUAGUUGCUGUAUUUCUACUGUAUUUUUCACUGAUGCUUGUUUCUUGGCUGUUGAAUGAGAUUCUUAUGUACCUAAAUUUUUUAAUUGCAAUCAGGAGAAAGAAUGCCUCCUUCAGGAACAGAAAAGAACAUAGCUGUCAUUGCAUUUUGUGGCCCAGUACUUGCAUUCCAAGACACUGUGGAGGUAUAACGCUACCCUUUCCUAUACCUUCCUAUAACUGAAGUUUUCCCUUGCACAGUGCUGAAGAGGGAACUUAAACUAUAUUACUUUAUUAGCAGACCUCUCUCCUUCAAAUUCCAUGUGGAAUUUCUAGUGAUAUUUAGGUACAGAGGAUAGAUUUAAAAGGGUUUUAUGUAUUUCAGGAAAGGUUUCUGGAACAAAUAAUGUUUAGUAAAACGUUUUGAUAUAGUUGUGUGCCUACAAAAGCUUGUUUGUUCCAAGACCUUGUCACAUCACCUUAAGAAUUCAGCUCAGACAUAUGAGAAUUUUGCGUGAAUGCCACUUAAUGUUGGAAAUACUCUAAUUGUAUGUGCCUACAUUUUCUACAUAUGGGCAUUAAUAUUUUUAACUGUAUUGAAUACUGUUAGAUGGUAACAUCUAAUCUGUAAACUCACAGGACUCCAAAUGAGAUGUUUCUUUUUUGUCUAGCAUAGUAAGUGCUGCUUGAUUGUGGCUGCUGACUUGAUCCUAUAUAAAUUAACUUAGAAAAUGGGAAGCUUACCUGCUAACGGAUCCUACAUCUGAAAAAUAGGUGACUUAAAAAUUAAACUUUUUUUGUUUAGUUCAGAAUGAGGAUUCAGACCAAGACAUGGUCCUCAGUCCUGUGAGAGAUUGUUUUGGGAGUCUGAGAGAAUAUGACUCAGUCAUAAUUGAGGGAUUAUCUUUCAGAAGUUAUGCCCCGAGGAUGUGGUGUUGGGUCUCAUCCUUUUGUGUAGCAUUUUCUGUUGAACAAUUUAGAAUCUUACAAGUUCCUGGAAGGGACUGGUGUUCUUGUAGUUUAACGUCCUCCUUAAAGCAGGUCUGUUGUUGAAGCUAGAUGAGUUUGCUCAGGGCCUUGUCGAGGUUUGAAUAACUCCAAAGAUGGAGCUUUAAAUGCUCUGGGUAGCCUGUUUCAAUAUUCAACUAGUUCUGUUAUGAAAACUUCUCUAAUUACUAUUUCCCAUGCUGCAACUUGUGUCCAUUGCCUUUUGUCCUUUGUGCAUCUCCAAGAAGAGUGACUUUUUCUCUGUAACUACCAAUUAGGUAACUGAAAAUAACUGUUAACUCCCCAUGGAUUUCUUUAAAUGUUGUCAUUCUCAGUUUGCCUUUUGUGACUCUCAUUAGUAAGCACCUUCAACUCAGAUAAUACUGACAGACAACUUAAAAGUGUAACUUGGGUUAUAACUCAGAGGCAGAAAUGCUCCCAGGCCUUUCUUGUUUAUUUAGCUCAUAAAUGGUUCUAAAAAAUCUUCUGUGUAGCUUUGGACAUCAAAAAGCCUGUAAAAUUUUGCACAAGACUGCACUCUCUAACUCAUAUUACUAAAAGGAUUCUCUGUUCUCUUCUGAGCUUGUAUGCAGUAAUAACCAUAGUCUGAAGGUCAUGUUUUCUUUGCUGUCUUCAAAUUCAACUCUACCUGUAAAGUCUGCCUGAGAAGAAAAGAAGAUGGGAAUAUCCUGCCUUUGUGAAGAAUGUCUCAGUGUGAUUAAUAUCUGAGAGAGAAUGUUACUUCAGAGUUUUUGUUUGGCUUUAGAUUCCCUCUUUGUACUUUCAGUUUUGUAGAAAUAUACUUUCAAAUUUAAGGAUAUUAGGCUUUUUCAGAUGCAAAUUUUGGCAUGUCACUGCACUCAGCCAUCCAAUUGUUUUUGCUGUCUUUUAAUUAGAUGUUAUAGUUUCCUUGCUAUAAAGUGCCAUCUGUUGAAAAUUAUAAGUAUUGUACAUUCAAUUGUUCGGCUUCUUUUCUACCUUCAAUCCAUGUACAGUUUUCUAAAGAAUGACAUCAGUCUGAAAUAUCGAAUAGUCCAAUAAAUGUUGAUUAAAAACA